Molecule: messenger RNA, 4477 nt
Organism: Astrephomene gubernaculifera
Lineage: Eukaryota; Viridiplantae; Chlorophyta; Chlorophyceae; Chlamydomonadales; Astrephomenaceae
Source: the annotation of a GenBank genome assembly
AGUAUGUCGCCAUUGGAACGCAGCAUUGGUAUAAGCUUGUAGCGAUUGGCGUUUAGUUCUUAACUUGUAAGUUUGAAGCAGUCGUCUCCAGUCUUGCGGGAGUUGCAACAUUGGAAGCCCUGUGUCGUAGUCUGCGACAAACACGUGCCAGCUACAUGAAAACAUGGCUGGCCUUUGCGUUCCUUUCGGUCUUCGCUGCUAUGAGCGUGGCAGGCUCACAAGCUUGCCCGGGCGUGACCGGCUACACAUUUUAUAAGUCACAGCAAGUGGAUGAUGCAGUUGUCCUGCCCACCCAAAGUUCAGCGCAAAGCGUCUCUGGCAUCGCUUCUGAUUGCGAAGACACACCCCGCUGCAAUGCUUUCAAUACACGUGGGGAUCUUAUGAUAGUUCCUCUAGCACCCAUCCUCACCAACGAUGUUGCUGCUAUUAAACCGUGUGACGGCAUAUACAUUGCCCCGCGAUCUCUCAGCGGCUUUGUACCACCGGACGGUAUUGAUGACGCCACGCUCCAUGUCGCGAGCACCAUGACUUACAUGAACAUGGCAGCUGCCAUAUCUGCAGCCCAAAAGGUAGCAGCCUCCUUGUCCUCCGGCGGCUCCAAGGUGCUAGAUGGGGGCGCUGCUGCUACAGCCGACAUCUUCAGCGCCUUCCAGGCUACCAAGACCCCGAUGGCUCAAGUGAGCAGCGUGGCUGGCAACUACACAUUUGACGACGUCGUUGCCGCCAUCAUUGCCCCGGCCUGGGAUUCCCGUAACGCUUUUGAUGGCAGCACCCACAAUUACAUCAGUGCGGUCAAGGACCAACGCAGUUGCGGCUCCUGUGUUGCUUUUGCGGCCACAGCUACUGUGGAGGCGGCGGUUGCAGCGGUUAGCAAGAUGAUAACCAACACCAACGACUAUUCGGAGCAAUGGCUUUUCUUCUGCAACGGCCUCUAUGCGCCGUCUUGCAGCUACGGCUGGCACGCCGGUCAGGCAGCUGACGUCAUCGUACGGAAAAACAUACCGUACGAAAUCAACUACAAGUACACUGCGGCCCCUAGCUGCACCCUGACCAGCCCGCCGGAGCAGCGUGCCGGCGGCAGCUUCACCAGCAUCCGUUACAGUGACCUAACCCUGGCCAAGCAGCACAUCCGUGACUACGGUUCUGUGAUGUCGUACUUUGCGGUGUACAACGACUUCUUCUAUUGGACCGCGUCCUCACCGCCUUAUGUGUGGAACAAGGUCAGCGCCUUGGCAGGCUUCCACCAAGUUUCCGUCAUUGGUUACAACGACACGGGGUCCUACUGGAUAGUCAAGAACAGCUGGGGGACGUCCUGGGGCGACAAGGGCUACAUCCGCAUGUCGUACAACGCGGGUGUGGGGCUGAUGUGCGGUACGAUGGAUAACAUCAUCGGCUUCACUUGGAAGCCCUCGGGUCCGUUUUCCCCUCCCCCGCCACCGUCGCCUCCCUCGCCAAUGCCUCCCUCACCCAAACCUCCUCCGCCCCCACCUUCCCCGAAGCCUUCGCCCCCACCAUCUCCCAACCCCAACCCGCCACCUUCCCCGAAGCCUUCGCCCCCACCAUCUCCCAACCCCAACCCGCCACCUUCCCCCAAGCCCUCGCCACCGCCUUCUCCCAACCCGAAUCCGCCGCCUUCUCCCAAGCCCUCACCCCCACCUUCUCCCAACCCGAAUCCGCCGCCUUCCCCCAAGCCCUCACCGCCGCCUUCUCCCAACCCCAACCCGCCGCCUUCCCCCAAGCCCUCACCACCGCCUUCUCCCAACCCCAACCCGCCACCUUCCCCCAAGCCCUCGCCACCGCCUUCUCCCAACCCGAAUCCGCCGCCUUCUCCCAAGCCCUCACCCCCACCUUCUCCCAACCCGAAUCCGCCGCCUUCCCCCAAGCCCUCACCCCCACCUUCUCCCAACCCCAACCCGCCGCCUUCCCCCAAGCCCUCACCACCGCCUUCUCCCAACCCCAACCCGCCGCCUUCCCCCAAGCCCUCACCCCCACCUUCUCCCAACCCCAACCCGCCACCUUCCCCCAAGCCCUCACCACCGCCUUCUCCCAACCCCAACCCGCCGCCUUCCCCCAAGCCCUCACCACCACCUUCUCCCAACCCGAAUCCGCCACCAUCCCCCAAGCCCUCACCCCCACCUUCUCCCAACCCCAACCCGCCACCUUCCCCCAAGCCCUCACCACCGCCUUCUCCCAACCCCAACCCGCCGCCUUCCCCCAAGCCCUCACCACCACCUUCUCCCAACCCGAAUCCGCCACCAUCCCCCAAGCCCUCACCCCCACCUUCUCCCAACCCCAACCCGCCGCCUUCCCCCAAGCCCUCACCACCACCUUCUCCCAACCCCAACCCGCCACCUUCCCCCAAGCCCUCACCACCACCUUCUCCCAACCCGAAUCCGCCACCAUCCCCCAAGCCCUCACCACCACCUUCUCCCAACCCCAACCCGCCGCCUUCCCCCAAGCCCUCACCACCGCCUUCUCCCAACCCCAACCCGCCGCCUUCCCCCAAGCCCUCACCACCACCUUCUCCCAACCCCAACCCGCCACCAUCCCCCAAGCCCUCACCACCACCUUCUCCCAACCCCAACCCGCCGCCUUCCCCCAAGCCCUCACCACCGCCUUCUCCCUCGCCAAAGCCGCCGCCUUCCCCUAAACCACCAGCCAACGUCGGAAGGAGGAGGUUCCGCAGGCACUUUGAGUAAGGCCUGGGAAUAAGCAUCGUACGUGUGCAACCCACGUAGCGUGAAGCUCAGCUUUUACAAGGCCUAAUGCACGGGCAUAAUGUACACAGUGCUGGGGGCGCUCUUGUAGAUCAUGCGCAUAAUCCCGUUCAUUGUUGACUGUUGUUGUUGGGUUGUGACCGUCACACAGCUACCGGAUGCGAAGCCCUUUUCAAGGCCUAAAAGACAGAUGACGAAUUGCAGGGGUAGCUAGACAGGUGAUGGCGUCCUAGAAAGCAGCAUGCCCCACUCGUCUUGCUUGGUUAAGUCAUAUCGUGAUUAGUUCAGCUGGUUGCGGCUAGCCCUCCACCGCUAGCUUUCGCAGCGUUCGAAUCUUAUUUGGCACUGUUCGUGAAGACUGAUUAGGUUUGUUAGCUAUUGCGUUACUGCAUGUGCGCCACCGUUGCGUGCAUAAUCCAUGUUGUAAACCAUUGUUAGGGCACCAGCGCACGUACGGCGGGGGUCCGGUAUGAUGAUGGACGCAUUUGGUGUCACUGACCCAUGGGUCACGGUCUCAUGCUUCGCUAGCUACAUACCGUACGGACGCGAGGUUCUGUUAAUUGCAGUCGGUAUGUUAGGAAGCCCACUUCCAGCGCAGGCGGGCUCACCGCUAGGUGCAAUGCAUGACGACGUUUUCAUGGCAAUGCAUGGUUUCUGGGCUUUGCGGCAAUUGAAUGAACAGCGGUUGAUCACUGAAACGUUUUGUGGCGUAACAACACCUAUAUUUGCUAAGGGCAUACAUGUACUGUGACCAAGUCCCGCCUACAUGCGGCCGCUGCAGAUGGCCUGCGGAUCAUAGGCCGGGGGGAGGUUUUAGGGCAGGGGAGGUUGUUGAGGCAAGGGGCGUAUUAAUAUACCCGUUAAUUAGGGAGAAGAGGAGGCGUGGGGAGUAAGGACGUGUGCACGCCAAAACACCCAACUCAGGUCUACCGGUCUACUCGUGCGACCGGUCCCCUACGUAGUGGGUAAUGGCUGCUUGGGCUCGCGCGCUGACGUGUGCCGCUGCUGUUCCCGGCAGGUGGUGGGGUCGCAGCCCCCGGUAACAGGUGAGGGCGGCGGCAGGCGGAGCACUACGAAACCACUUAAUCUUUACUCGUGCGUGUGUAAUGCUACCCAUCCCGGUGAUUGUUAGCUGUGUACCAGGAUAAGUACGAGCGAUAGCGUGGCUUGUACGCAGGGCCUGUGUGAGGACGGUGCGUCUGUCCCCCACCAAGUGCCGGAGCUAUGCUCGCUGCAUGUAUGGUGUGCGUAAUUGCGUUAAUGUCAUAGAUGCAUGAGGGAGGGUUUGUAAGAGAAAUAUGUGCGGAAGCGGAAGAGCACGCACGCUAUGUGUGGACAACUGGACAGCUGGGGUUGUGACCGGUGAAGGCUGCUAGCUGCUGGGCCUGGUUUGCCGAUACUACUGCUGUACCGCCCAUCCCACCUGUACCACUGCGCACAGCACAGGCUUGAUGAACUUGUGAGCGAUUGCAACUGUUGACAGUUGACCGUGUACCUGCCCAGGUUUGUAAGGAUAAGAAGACUCGGCUUGCUUGGGCGUCAGUGUGAGGGUCUUGGAUGGCCGGCAGGUACGCACGCACUGCUGGCAAUGGCGUCCGACAGAAGAGUUCGUACAAACUGUAUCUGCCGUACGAUGUAACACACUAGCUAGCAGUCUAACUGACGACCGUUACUGUCUAGUAUCCGGUGUUGACCGCCACUGAACAUGCUUAAGCCACAUCCAGGCAUGCGAAGGCAGGGUUUUACGCAAGACGAAGCAC